GUUUCUGUGGUGCGUGCGGGCUCUUUAAGAGCAGGUCGCGCGCUCUCUGUGGAGCGGCAGCGUGAACGCGCAGUGGUUAAACGCGCCCAAGUUUCGCGUCAGACACAGAGGAGGCGAAUCUCCUCACAGAUUACACUUAAGACCAGACAGGGUGAAGUACAACAGACCAGAGGCCAAAAACACUGCAGCGACGGCAUCAUUUCUUUGACUCUGUGCUGUCCGCCUACAUCUGAUCCCAACUCGAUCGAUAGUACCAACCUUACAAGACGUUUCUGUGUGAAAAAACGCAUUCGGAGGCAAGCAAGAAGGAACAGAUCAUCGCUGACUCAUCAGCCUACUGGACGGACAACAGCCCGCUAAUCAAACUUGCUCUGCAAACGGCUCAUUUAAUGCCCGCAGAUAUUCGCGGAUUGAUCUAGUGCCCUGCUGAACCAAUUAGGUGACAGAAAUUCUUCUGUCUGCCACUUUCAGCACUAGCCAGAAAUGGGAAACUUGCCACCGGGCGAUUUUGCUUUAGCGUAAAGUGGCUCCCAACGUCGGGACAACACCUGCAAACCGUGUCCCAUCUGGAACCAAUUAGCCCCAACCCUGCAGCGAAGAGCAACGGGGAACGAGCGUGUGACUCGAGUCCCUGCACGCGCUGCUGUUUUUAUCCACUGUGGCAGCCUGUUGUGUCAUGUCCCAUCGACUUGCGCCGUGCCACUUGAGGGUCAGAUCAGAUGUGACAGGUCUGAAAUAACCAGGCCUGUCGUUUUGAGCUGCAAAGUCCCUGAUUGCUCCACUUGUGUCAGUUUGUGUGUCCGUCACGCAGGCAAAAGUGUAGAGAGGGUUGACUUUGGCCUUGUUUGUCCACAUCGGUCACUGUACCAAUCUGGCCAACUUCUCCAUCCAUCCCACCCUCCAGACAGCUUGCAAGUUCUGCCGUCGCCCUCCCUGGAGGAUGAGCGAUGUGUCCACGCUGGACUAUGAGCUGCUCUCGCCGGGGCCUUCGUUCGUCGGGGUCCCCAGCAGCCCACCUCUUGGCGGGGACGCCGAGCAAAGGACGGCCUUUGCAUUCGUUGGUCUCCUGAUGCUGUUUUUGGUUUUCCUGUUGGUGCGUUGCUUCCGGAUAUUGCUGGAUCCCUACAGCCGUAUGCCUGCUUCCUCUUGGACCGAUCAUAAGGACGGCUUCGAGCGGGGCCAGUUUGACUACGCCUUGGUGUAGUCGCGUGAGCGAGAGACAAAAUGCCACCUCAAACUUAGCCUUAGCCCAACCUGUGGCCCAACCCUGGCACUAACAACAUCAAGGUCCAAAGGGAACGCACCUUGAAAGUCACGCACACCAAGUGCAUAAAUGUACGCUACUUUCCCAACACAUCGUAAUUAACAGGGUCGUCCGUUUCUUCUGCUGUAGCUACUUCCUCAGGACGGUCUACAAGGUCUACAACGAAUACAAGUGGAGCAUGAAGUCAGUGGUUCAAGGUGCCCAACACGACACUCACUGUGAACUGUUACUACCGACUGCGACUGUAAAUAUUCCAUUGUUGAUUUAGAUAUAUCUUAAUUGUAAAACAUGAUGAAACUUCUCAGUGGACCUUAGGAGGCGGCAUAUUUAAUUUAAUGCAAGUGAAAUAAGUAUAGAUGUAUGUCUCUCUUUUUUUUUUUUUAACUCUUUCCAUGACAUCGUUUAAAAAUAUAUAUUUUGAUAAGAAGAAAAUUUUCAUGGCCCCAGAAUAUUUUGUUUUUAUUGGGAGACAACUUUUAGAAAUGAAUUUGCAAUCUUACAGAUUACGUCUCUUUACCUAUACAAAUACAAAGAAAAUAAUCAAAAUUAAUUGGGGAAAAGAAAAAAAAAAACCACACAAAUAACAUCACAACCAAUCCCAUCCCAUAUCAGACCUGUUUACAUUAAGUAUGAUGAAGAAAUGUUAAAACAUUACCUAGAUAAAGAUAGAAUAUUUUGUUUUAUGAAUAUCUGAACUUGCAGUAUAUCAAAAGAAAGAACAGAGACGUUGCUUUUAACAAAAAACUGAGUUUUAUUCUAGCUUCAUGCAUUCUUUUUUUAUGAAAACUUCAAUGUGGCUAAGUUUCAUAAAAAAGCAAGAUUUUGAACAAAAAGCUAAGAAAACCGUCUUUUUUUCAAAGACUACAACGUAUGCAAUGCUUUUAUUGCUUGUUUCUGCUUCUUUUUUGCAUGCGUUUUGAUCUGGAGAUUCUGUACUCUUUCAGAAGAUGCUUAAUAGCGCCCCCUACUGAGUAACAGUAAAAACACGGAAAGCCAGAAAAUUCCGUCAAUGACGGGGAAAGAGUUAAUGCACCAUGAUGUCGAUCGUUCAGCCACUGGAAAGAAGCAUUGGAAAUAUGCAUUUACAAAACCUUUCCAGUGGACGAAAAUAACGCAACUGAAAAUAAGGAUAUAUGUACAUCAGUCAGUGUUUUUGUUUGUUUGUUUAAUGCACCAUGUCAAUCAUUCAGCCAACAAAAUAUUGGAAAUAUGCAUUUACAAAAACUUUACAGUGGACAAAAAUUAAAAAAAAAAAUUGUUAAUAAAUGAAACAAUGACAUGGUUUAGGACCUUGAGACCUAUUGAGCCUUAAGUUUUUAUGCAAUUCGUUCAUGAAACCAUGGUUUAACAAACAAUUUACACCAAAAUCUGUGGCUAAAUUAAGCACUGCAUUUGAAUUCAAACAAUUACGUAAGAAAUGGUUUUGCAAACUAUUCACACUUUGUUCUACUCAUGUUUUAUAAACCAUUUCCACAUUCACAGCCUCGUUUUUGUUUGUGUUAAAUUAAAUAUGCCGUCUUCCCUGAUUAUGGUCCAUUAAAUAUGAUUUUUAUGUGUUUAGCAUGAUCUUUUUUGUGCAAAAUGCAUCUUCAGCGUUGUUGGAAAGCCCUAGGAUGUACAAUAUACCUGCUGCCUUCGACAGACCCGUUCUAAACUCUGUGCUUUAUAUUUCUGAGGAUGCUCUGGAUUUGGAGCAAAAAUACCCUUUAAGAUUUCAGAACUGAGUGUCAAUCCUUGUAUUUUCCCUGUUUAAAUCUUUCCUGUCCUUUGUCUUCUUUGACUAUAUGUGUAUAUAUAAGCCAUAUAUUCUCAUAUCUCAAAGGUGUUCAUGUCGUCGGUUGUUUGCUAAUCUGCCAAGCUCUCUGAGUCGUGAGCUAAGAGAGGUUUAGAAAUGAGCGAAAGCUUUAUUUUUAUAUCCCGACUCAGAUUUCGAGUUCCCUUUUUGCUAAUGUGUCGUCUCGAAUUUGUAGCUCUCGUUUGGACCGAUGUGCAAAGAGUGUUGAUGUGCCAGGAAAUGGAUGAGCCUGCAUUACUUUGUGAGUUUUGUAAGUAGAUUGGAUAUUUUCCUAAUUCCUUUUUGUCUGAAAUAAAAUUGGGUUUAUUCACUUAAGGCUUCCAGUAUCUUCAGCACAAAGUGUACCGAAGUGGCUGCCUUCCACUCUCCCGAGAUCAAUAAGCCAUUUCUACUUCGAUACACUCGCUAAAUCUCUUCAACAUGGCUAAAAAUGGCCUUUGCACACAGAGAACAGAAAGACAAAGGUUUAAAAAUAUAACCCAUGUUUUAUUGCCAGUUGUUGUUUCGUACAGAUGUUUACAAACAUUGUGCGGAUCACUUGGAUCUGACAGAUGGAUGCAUCCAAUCGAAAACAAUGUAU
This is a messenger RNA of Megalobrama amblycephala (Wuchang bream), 3639 nucleotides long. RefSeq names its product cortexin-1-like. The record is from RefSeq and is a predicted model, not a curated record. The transcript has 2 exons. The coding region runs from base 941 to 1204 and encodes 87 amino acids. NCBI's taxonomy places the organism in Eukaryota, Metazoa, Chordata, Actinopteri, Cypriniformes, Xenocyprididae.